Mya arenaria is the source of this 8201-nucleotide messenger RNA. RefSeq names its product multidrug resistance-associated protein 1-like. Gene Ontology annotation, molecular function: ATP binding; ATP hydrolysis activity; ABC-type transporter activity. The record is from RefSeq and is a predicted model, not a curated record. Bases 99 to 4775 code for a protein of 1558 amino acids. Gene Ontology annotation, cellular component: membrane. NCBI's taxonomy places the organism in Eukaryota, Metazoa, Mollusca, Bivalvia, Myida, Myidae. Gene Ontology annotation, biological process: transmembrane transport. The transcript has 31 exons.
UAGGUUUUUCUGGGACUACACUGGAGAGGUCGAUAGUUGGAACAUGUUGUUUAAUCUUUAAGAUUCUAGUCUUUUGUGAUUUAUUUAAAUACAAAAAAAUGUUUUGUGAAGAAGGAAUAGAAUAUUUGAGUGCACAGCAGUACUGGAAUACAACUGACCCAGACUUCUCAGAAUGUUUUCAGAAGACAGCAUUGUUAUGGUUUCCAUGUGCUUUCUUGCUGUUGUUAGCGCCAGUCCGAAUCUUGCUAUUGGAACGCAGUCGUGACCAGCACAUCAUACCUUGGUCAUGGCGCAGCAGGAUAAAACUGGCGAUGGCAUCUGUGAUUGUCUUGCUGGCGGCCCUUGACAUCGGCUUCGCCACCUACGAACAUUUCAAUGGCAACAAGAACCCCAUUGUCAACUUCCUGUCCCCUCUAGUCAUAAUACUUACUAUGGUAGUGUAUGCGUUGGUGGUCCAUUUUGAGCGCAAGAACAGCGUGAGGUCGUCCGGUUUCCUGUUCCUUUUCUGGUUCCUUUUCUUCCUCAUCUCCAUAAUAACAUUCAGAUCCAAGAUCAGGGUCGCCUACUUACAGGACCAUGUGGAGGACAUGUUCCGGUUUGUGACCUUUUAUCUCAUGUUUGCCGUCGUGAUGGCCCAGGUUAUCAUAGCCUGCAUCAUCGACAAGCAACCUGUAGGGGCAGUGCCAGUGGAAGAUGAGAACCCUUGUCCAGAAUGGAAUGUAUCAUUCAUCUCAAGGGUGACAUUUUGGUGGUUUACCAGCCUGGUAAUUCAGGGCUACAAGCGUGCCCUGGUGGCCACAGACCUGUGGAAUCUCAACCCAAAUGACAAGUCUCGAAAUAUAAUGCCCAAGUUUGAUCACAACUGGCAGAAGGAGCUUCAAAGAUGGAGGGAGUGUGCCACCAAUGCUAAACCAUCAUCUCACAGUGCAUCGCGAGAGGUUGAAAUGAAGGAUAUGAGUGGAGGGGCGAGUAAGGAUAUCAAGGACACCCCAGAAGUUCAAACUAUCCAGCAGGAGUGCAAGAAGGAGAAUCCACGCCUGUUUAGGGCCAUGGCUAAAACAUUCUGGUUCAAGACUCUAUGUGCUGCAGGCUUCAAGCUUGUCUUUGAUAUGCUGCAGUUUGUUAGCCCUCUGCUGUUAAAGUUCCUGAUUGGUUACACAACAGACAAGAGCCAGGAGACGUGGAAGGGUUACUUCUACGCAUCUCUCAUGUUGGCCGUUGUCAUGUUCCAGUCAAUCAUCUUACACCAGUACUUCCAUGCCUGCACGGUCGUUGGCAUGCGUCUCCGCACCGCAAUCAUCGGAUCUGUAUAUGAGAAGAUGUUGAAGCUGUCAAAUACUGCGAGGCGUUCCUCCACCGUGGGCGAGAUUGUGAACCUGAUGUCAGUGGAUGCCCAGCGUUUCAACGACAUGAUGACUUACAUCCACAUGAUUUGGUCAGGCCCUGUACAGAUCACAAUAUCCAUUAUCUUUCUCUGGAGAACGCUAGGACCUUCCAUCAUGGCAGGUGUUGGAGUGAUGGUGGUGAUGAUUCCACUGAAUGCUGUUGUUGCUAACAAGGUGAAGGAGUACCAGGUACAACAGAUGAACCUCAAGGACAAGCGCAUCAAGAUGAUGAACGAGAUUCUCAAUGGAAUCAAGGUGUUGAAGCUCUACGCAUGGGAGCCAUCGUUCGAGAAGAAGGUUCUGGAGAUCCGGAACAAGGAAUUGGCAGUGCUCAAGAGGAUGUCGUAUCUCAACGCUUGUACCACCUUUAUGUGGACUGUCGCUCCUGUUCUGGUGUGCCUGGUGACAUUUGCGGUGUACGUGCUGGUGGACUCGAGCCACAUCCUAGACGCUGAGAAGGCAUUCGUCUCCCUCUCCCUCUUCAACAUCCUACGCUUCCCCCUCUCCAUGCUCCCACAAGUCAUCUCCAGUGUUGUACAGGUGCGUGUGUCCCUAGAGAGAUUGUGCAAGUUCCUUGGCAACGAUGAGCUCAACCCCAAUGCUGUACAGAAUGACCCUGAUGCAAAGCAUGCUGUGUCUAUCAAGGAUGGUGAAUUUUCAUGGGAGAAAACUGGGAUAUCUACACUAAGAGACAUCAAUUUGGAUGUGCCAGUUGGUAGCCUGGUGGCAGUUGUGGGCACCGUGGGAUCCGGCAAGUCCUCGAUGCUCCAGGCUGUCCUCGGUGAGAUGGAGAAGAUACACGGCAAUGUUACUGUCAAGGGUUCGCUGGCCUACGUAUCUCAGCAGGCGUGGAUUCAGAACGCCACCCUGCAGGACAAUGUUUUGUUUGGAAAGUCUGCUGAUGUGAGUCGCUACCAGGAGGUGAUUCAGGCCUGUGCUCUACAGGCUGACCUUGACAUCAUGCCUGCUGGCGACCAGACAGAAAUCGGAGAAAAGGGCAUUAACCUUUCUGGGGGCCAGAAGCAGCGUGUUAGUCUUGCGAGGGCCGUAUACCAGGAUAGGGACCUGUACUUACUGGACGACCCUCUCAGCGCAGUAGACUCACAUGUCGGCAAACAUAUUUUUGACAACAUCAUCGGCCCUAAUGGACUUCUCAAACACAAGACACGUGUUCUGGUGACGCACGGUGUUGGUUUCCUGCCAUACGUGGACACAAUUGUGGUACUAGUGGACGGCAUGGUCUCAGAGAUGGGCUCAUACCGACAGCUCCUCUCCCACGACGGCGCCUUCGCUCAGUUCCUCAAGAACUACCUGUCAGAGGAGAUGGAGAAGGAGAAUGCUGGAGAUAUUGAGCUGGAUGUGGAGACAAUCUCCCAGAUAAGUUCCCUGAUGAAGGACAGCAAAGUCUUACAGAAACAGGUGUCAGUAUUGUCAGAGCGAGUGAGGACUGUCUCUGAGGCCGUUUCAACCCCGCCAGGAACACCUGACCUCACAAGACGUAAACCACUGCCUGGGACCCAAGAUCUCAACAGGAAUGCAGCUGGGAGCCAACCAAACAAGUCUGCUUCCGAUGAAUUGCCCAAUGGUGUUAAGCAGGCUCAAAAGGAGGAAGAGAAAAAGUUGAUUGAAGCUGAAAAGAUGGAAACUGACAGGGUGAAGAUGGGAGUAUUUUUAGCGUACAUCAAGUCGGUGGGUAUAUUCCUCAGUUUUUUAACUGUGCUGUUCUAUAUCCUCUACAACGCUGCCAACCUCUACUCAAAUGUCUGGCUUAGUGAAUGGAGCAAUGACGCCACAAAACUCAACGGCACUAGCGACCCGGACCAGCAGCGCUUACGUCUUGGGGUGUACGGAGCCCUGGGAUUCAUCCAAGGUGUUUUUAUACUGGCAGCCUGCCUUUCUCUAUUCCUGGGGAGCAUACAUGCAGCUCGUGAAAUUCACAGUGAUGUUCUGAGGAACAUUUUAGCAUCUCCAUUAGCAUAUUUUGAUGUGACACCUAUUGGGCGGAUUUUGAACCGCUUCAGCAAAGAUUUUGAAGUGAUAGACAGCCUGAUAGCAAUAAACUUCCAAGCGUGGUUCACGAGCCUGCUGCGUGUGAUCAGUGUUCCCAUUGUGAUAGCUCUUGGUACGCCAUUGUUCCUGGCGGUCAUGGUCCCGGUCACUGUUCUCUAUAUAUUUAUCCAGAGGUUUUAUGUGGCCACAUCGCGCCAAUUGAAGCGUUUAGAGUCAGUGAGUAGGUCUCCAAUAUACUCUCACUUCGGUGAGACAGUGACGGGAGUGACCACAGUGCGUGCCUACCGACAGCAAGAGAGGUUUAUCGAAACGUCUGAGACUAAGGUUGACAAUAACCUCGUGUGCCAUUACCCUAGCAUCAUUUCCAACAGGUGGCUGGCUAUUCGAUUGGAGUUUGUUGGCAACUGUAUCCUGUUUUUUGCAUCUUUGUUUGCGGUGAUUGCUCGGGAUGAUCUCUCGCCCGGAAUUGUUGGCCUUUCUAUAACAUACGCCCUCAACGUAACUCAGACCCUGAACUGGAUGGUGCGCAUGACGACAGAACUGGAGACAAACAUUGUUGCUGUGGAGAGGGUAAAGGAAUACUCGGAGACUCCAACAGAGGCUGCUUGGGAUAUCCCUGAGAAGAAGCCCAACCCAUCAUGGCCGGAGAAGGGAGUGGUGGAGAUGGAGGAUUAUGGAACACGUUACCGGGAGGGGCUUGAUCUUGUCGUGAAGGGAAUAGACUGCUACAUCAAUUCAGGAGAGAAGGUCGGAAUUGUUGGUCGUACAGGAGCAGGAAAAUCGUCCUUGACCCUGGCCUUGUUCCGCAUCAUUGAGCCUGCCCAGGGUCGCAUCGUGAUUGACGGGGUUGACAUAGCACAGAUAGGCCUGCAUGAUCUCCGCAGUAAACUCACCAUCAUACCACAGGAGCCUGUGCUGUUCUCUGGUUCCCUACGGAUGAACCUUGACCCCUUUGACGAGCACUCUGACGAUAGUGUGUGGCGGGCCCUAGAACACGCCCACCUGAAGAACUUUGUGAAGGGGCUGCCCACGGGGCUGGAACACGAGUGUACGGAGGGUGGAGAAAAUCUCAGUGUUGGUCAGAGGCAGCUUGUAUGUCUGGCAAGGGCCCUGCUGCGGAAGACCAAGAUCCUGAUCCUGGAUGAGGCUACCGCUGCCGUCGACCUUGAGACUGAUGACCUCAUACAGCACACAAUACGUACCGAGUUCAGCGAUGCCACUGUUCUGACAAUAGCACACAGGCUUAACACCAUCAUGGACUACACUAGGGUAAUGGUGUUGGAUCAAGGUCGUAUCAAGGAGAUGGAUAGUCCACAGUCCUUGCUACAGAACUCUGACUCUAUCUUCUAUGGAAUGGCUGCUGAUGCUGGACUCGUGUAACUGGCUGUUGCGCUGUCUUUUACAUGGAAUUAGGGGCCAUGAAAAUACUUGGUUUGGUGAAGGACAUUGUUUUUAAAAAAUAUUAUCUUGAUUUAAAAAAGAAUGAGUGUUUGUGAGGGUAAGGCAAUAUGGAUAGACGUCAGCUGAUACUGUUUCAUGACACAAUUUUUUGGAGGAGAAGAAUUUCAAAUUUUCAAUAUGUCAAUUAUGUUGUAAUUUAUAAUCAUAUAUUGUUGCAUCAUGAUUUCAUUGAAGCAUCAUUUAUGUUAUCAUAUAAGAAAAAAUAUAUUACUCACAGAAAGAAAGAAACACUCCCAUUAUUUACUGGCAAAGUUCAGUUCUUCAUGUAGUUUGGCUUUUUGUAAAUAAUAUUGUUUGUAAGGCGACUAUAAAUUAAUUGCUAGAUUUUCAUCCACGUCUGCCCCCUCUUUUAUCCACUGCCCCUUAAAUUUUAUUAACGCAAAUAAAAAGUUUGAAUUAGGGUCGUGUGUAUUGUUUUGGGAACGGCAUUUAUUUGUACAUCGGUGUUGAGGUAAAACAUUCACAUGUAAGAAAGGAGAGUUAUUACGAUUGUGUUCGUGGUUCGUCUACAGACACAUGUACAUGUAUAUGGUCCCUUAUGCAAUGAGAAAGAGCAAUAACAAAUAUUCAAUGGUGAAAUAGUCAUCUAAGAAAAUAAACAAAUAAAAGGUCACCCCCACCCCAAUUAAAAAAAAAUGGAUGAAAAUCUAGCAAAUCAUUUAUAUUGACCUAUUAGUACAGAAAAGGUAAAAAUACGGAAUUCAUAUUUCUUAAAGCUGCACCCUCACAGAUUUACCGUUUGGUAAAAAUGGUAUAUCUGUGAGAGUGCAGCUUUAAAGAAUGUAAGUCGAUAAGACUGCCAUAAGAGUGAGAAUGAACUUAACAUAUGUAAAUGUUUAUUGAAUAUUUCUAUGAAAUAUUCUUGGAGAAUAUUGCAGCUGAUAGUUGUCCGGUGCUACAUUUACACCCCGGUUCACAUAAGGUUACAAAGUUCAUGUGUCCUUUGUUGGAUUUAUGUUGUGUUGUUUUGAUUGAUUUUUUCAUGAGCUUAUAUUUUUGUUAAAAUCAUAUUCCAUAGACUUUCACAUGCACAUGCUAAAUAUGGAGCCUGGUAUUACUAAUAAAAUGUCUUCCGAGGAUUGCUUUCUUUAAAGGUAUCAGGGAAAACAUUUAUUGAUUCAGGCAAACUCCUAAUACCCAUUGUUGAGGCUGAACUUCCAAUUGUAUCUAAAUCUGUAUCUAGCACAGCAUUGCUCAGCACUUUAAUAUUAUUUAUGACAGCUAUUAAUCCCAUUUUUAUGAGAAGCAAUCCACAGUCUUGUCUUCAGCUUUCCAUUCAGGUGAUUCAUGUGAAACAUUCAGCAUUUUGGUUCUUCAUUUAAACGAGACUUUCACUACCUCAUCAUUUAGUUACAAAGGAUUCAUGUGAGAUUAAAAAAAAUGCUGAAAAUCUCAAACCUAGAUUUCUCAUCCGUAAACUAUACCAGUGGAGAUGUAGAUCUUGGACAGCUAUGGUUCUUGCUUCUUGUUUUUGAAAAAUGUAUCCAUUGCAUGUUGAUCAGGCAUUUUUGUCAGAAAAAGAUAAACUUUAAUUUCACUUUCUUACAUGAUUGUGUAUAUCAUUAUGUAACCAAUAAGGUACAAUGGAUGUCACAGAAUAUUAAGUUAUGACAUUGUUUAUAAAUAAGUGAUAGAAUAUGCUGAACAAUGCUAUUUUAAUGGCACUGGAAAGCUUCAAAUGAACUAUUUAUUAUUCAAAGAUUAAACAGAAAAAAAAUUGGGGUAAAAAAUUAUGACUUCAUUUUUAGAAAACAUCUGAGAAUUACUACUGUCAAACUAAAAUUAAACCCGAUUUGUAUUUGUAUGUAAAGGAUUUGUCAUGAGCUUGAAAUAAAUUGCAAUUUUAUAUAACGAGUUCAGGAAGUUUGUAAGUAAGCUUACUAAUGUAUUUCCUGGACAAGUGGAAUAUAAUUGUGUAUCAUAUAAUGAUGAGUGUCGGAUUCUUUUUAUCACAUGCUUUUCAAGUACAAAUAGCUAAAACGACCUACCUGUUUAACUGCUGUAGCAAUGAGCCUAAUACCACAAAGCAAUAUAAAUAUCUUCUGACCAUUGGAAAUAGCACAAUGUUAAAUAACACAUGUGUAAUACAGAAAAAUAUUUGAUGGCUAUAAUAAACCAGAAAUAAUAUAUAAUAGUUGAUAAAAUAUUUUCAUAGAAAACCAAGGCAUAUUGUAUAGUUUUUGCCAAUUUUGUUUUUUUCUAACCACAAAAAGCUGCGAUAAGAUCAGAUAUCCGAACCAACGAGGAAGUUUAACAUGAACAAAAUUCAGAAAGUGUAUGAGAUCUACUCUCCAUUUUGUACUGCAGUCCUUGUUAUUAUAAGUACACAUUUGUGUUUUUACACAACUGCCUUGGUAAUUUUUACAAUGAAUUCCACUUGAGAAGUCAUGCAUUUUUUGUUGAAAUUUGGUUAUCUGAUAUUGUGAAAUCCAUUCUUCUGAUUGUAAAUUCCUUUUCCAUGCAUUAACCAAGAGAAUGCUUUGACACAUUUUGCUUGGAGAACAAUUUUGGCCAGGAGAGAUUGAACACAGUCUUCAAAUCAAGGAAUCAUCAAACAUGAUAACAAAAAGCAAUGUUGGCCUUUUGGCAUUUAGUAUCUAACUAUUUGGCUUAGUAUCGUAGUUAUGAUUUGCAUGUCCAAGAGCUGCAUUUUUUUCUGAAUUGGGUUUCUUUUUAAGCAUUUAUUAUUAUUUUAGUAUUUUUCUGAAUUAAACAAAAAACCUGACAUAUUAUGGAUGUCAUUUAGGUAAUUUUGUUUGAUUUUUGCUGAAUUUGAUUUGAAAAUUGAUACAAAAUGCCGUCCUUGCUUCUGUCUCAUUGACAAUUAGAUAUUGGAUUCCAUUUAUAUAUAAUUAAUUUUAAAUAUAUAUAUGCAAUAUUUUUGUGACUUCAUGACUUAAAUAACACCAGUUAAAAAGUUUUACAUGUUUCUGUUGCAGUAAAAUUAUUAAGUUUUAGUUUUAAAUGGUAUUAUUUUUUUAAGACUUGCAAGUUCAUUUCCAUUUCUGACACAGCAUGACAUUGCAUCAAUCAUGAUAUCUCUACAAGUCAUAUCAUACGUGUAGGAAUUUGUUUCUCGUUUAUUUAUGCUGCAUAUGGUUUGUUAUGUUAAGACAAUUCGUUAGAUAUUUUUUUAUUUGCAUGCAUUUGGUUUUCAUGUAUGUCUUUUUUUUUUUAAUUUAUGACAUCUACUGUAAGAUUGUUUGUCUUCUUUAGUCGAUAAAUCCAAUAACGUUAGUGGUUAUUUUAUCAUGUUAAGACUUCUCUUUUCUAUGAUCAUGCUUUUAUUUCCAUAUGAUGUCUGUAUUGUUUGUGUUGUAUUUGAAUAAAAAGAGAAGAUGUUGA